AUGGCGGCGCAGGUGGUGGCAGCGGCGGGCACCGCGAUGGCCAGGCCGCUGGGCGACGGAUCUGGGGCCAACGCCGUGACCCGUGCCGGGGCGAGGAUGCCAAGGGAGAGGUGGGGCGGCGCUGUGGCGGCGAGGGGACGCCGCGAGUCGCAGGUGGUAUCCGUCAUAAACCGCGCCCCGCGCCCCGAGGCCGAGGUGCUGCCGGUGUCGCCCGACGACGACUCGGCCGUAAAGGCAUCCCUUUCCUCAUGCCCCUCUGCCCAACCGGUCACCGCACACCCUCAUCGACGAACUCACCCGAGGAUUAUUGACGGUGGUGAAUUGAAAUCUAGGCGCCAUCUGAAUGUUCGUGGAAAGAGUGCAACCUUGCCAUCAAUAACUGACAAGGACUGGGACGACAUUAAGUUUGGUGUGGAUAAUCAGGUUGAUUACUAUGCUGUUUCUUUUGUGAAAGAUGCUCAAGUUGUCCAUGAACUCAAGGAUUAUCUAAGAAGUUGCAAUGCCGACAUACAUGUAAUUGUAAAAAUCGAAAGUGCAGACUCCAUCCCAAACCUACAUUCAAUCAUCACAGCAUCUGAUGGGGCUAUGGUUGCCAGGGGUGACCUUGGAGCUGAACUGCCCAUCGAGGAGGUGCCGCUGUUGCAGGAAGAAAUUAUUAGAAUGUGCAGGAGCAUGGGGAAGGCUGUUAUUGUUGCUACAAAUAUGCUGGAAAGUAUGAUUGUUCAUCCAACUCCAACCCGAGCAGAAGUUUCAGACAUUGCUAUAGCUGUCCGAGAGGGUGCUGAUGCAGUCAUGCUUUCUGGAGAAACUGCACAUGGGAAAUUUCCCUUGAAAGCUGUUAAGGUCAUGCACACUGUUGCCCUGAGAACUGAGGCAACUAUUCCUGGUGGGGAAACACCUGCAGACCUUGGUCAGGCUUUCAAGAACCACAUGAGCGAAAUGUUCGCAUACCAUGCAACAAUGAUGUCAAAUACCCUUCGAACAUCAAUAGUGGUUUUCACCAGGACAGGAUUUAUGGCUAUACUGCUUAGUCACUACCGUCCAUCUGGCACUAUUUUUGCCUUCACAGAUGAGUAA
Miscanthus lutarioriparius is the source of this 1077-nucleotide messenger RNA. NCBI's taxonomy places the organism in Eukaryota, Viridiplantae, Streptophyta, Magnoliopsida, Poales, Poaceae. The record is from the annotation of a GenBank genome assembly.